Molecule: messenger RNA, 876 nt
Organism: Pteronotus mesoamericanus
Lineage: Eukaryota; Metazoa; Chordata; Mammalia; Chiroptera; Mormoopidae
Gene: TMEM221
Product: transmembrane protein 221
Exons: 3
Coding region: 1-876 (291 amino acids)
Source: RefSeq, a predicted model, not a curated record
AUGGCCCGCUCGUACGGCGGCCGGGUGCUGGUCGCGAUGAUCCUGCUGGCCGUCGCGGCGGCUGUUUUGGCGGCGCUGGGAGCGCAACUGCUGUUCCAGCUGCAGGCGGGCCGCGCAGAGCUGCGGGGGCUGCGCGCUGACGGGCUGGGUCCGGAGCUGGGCGAGGGCCCGGGGCUGCCGGAGGACGCGGCCGGGGCGCUGCUGCCGCUGGCCGCCGCGCUCGCCGCGCUCACCCUGGUGCUGGGCCUCUCCUGCCUGCUGCUCGCCGCGCUCUGCGGUCACCUGGGCGCCGAGCUGGCCAGGGGGCCCGGCCCCGGCAGGUCUGAUAGCUUUUUCUACGACUGCCGCCUCCUCAGACACAUAGCCCUUGGCCUCUUCUGCUGUGGGGUCUCUGUCUACUUAGCAGCACUGUCUCUCUACGCCCUGCUGCUCUUCGAGAUCGAGGCAGGAGCAGCAGCCGCCUCCAUCCUCGGCUUGGGUGCCCUGGCCCUGGUGGCUGUGCUGACCCACACUCUGCUCCGGGCUGCCCGGGCCACUCGCCGUGGCCUCCAUGAGCUGUCCCCACCGCACUUUGAAGACGACCCUGUCCGCUCUGCUGACGUCUCCAAGGCCAGCCCCGGGGCUCCACCCCAGCAGGGUACCCACCACCAAACCCCUUACUCAUUCUGCCCAGAACCUGGGGACCCCCUCAGACCCUCAGUCACUGCCUCGGCACCUGCAGCUGUGGGUGGGGGCCGGGAGAGCAGCCUGCCUGUAUCCCGCAUGCACAGGACACUGUUGGCUGGUGGAGGACACUGGGAAGGGGUCACCCAUGAGAUGCGCAGCAUGCUGGGCCACAAGCCAGGGGGUUCAGGGAAAGACUCCACACUGGUAUGA